This is a messenger RNA of Meleagris gallopavo (turkey), 1420 nucleotides long. It is a transcript of the gene SOX9, whose product is annotated as SRY-box transcription factor 9. Gene Ontology annotation, biological process: oligodendrocyte differentiation; heart development; morphogenesis of an epithelium. The record is from RefSeq and is a predicted model, not a curated record. Gene Ontology annotation, molecular function: RNA polymerase II cis-regulatory region sequence-specific DNA binding; DNA-binding transcription factor activity, RNA polymerase II-specific. NCBI's taxonomy places the organism in Eukaryota, Metazoa, Chordata, Aves, Galliformes, Phasianidae. Gene Ontology annotation, cellular component: nucleus.
CCGCCCGGUUAUUCUUUUCUUUCCAUUUUUUCCUCCCCUGAUCCCCCUUUUGCCGCUUUCUCGCAUGAAUCUCCUAGACCCUUUCAUGAAAAUGACAGAAGAACAGGACAAAUGCAUCUCCGACGCCCCCAGCCCCACCAUGUCGGAUGACUCUGCCGGGUCUCCCUGCCCCUCCGGAUCCGGCUCGGACACGGAGAACACCCGACCCCAAGAGAAUACCUUCCCCAAAGGCGACCCGGACCUGAAGAAGGAGAGCGACGAGGACAAAUUCCCCGUGUGCAUCCGCGAGGCUGUGAGCCAGGUGCUCAAGGGCUACGAUUGGACCCUGGUGCCCAUGCCCGUGCGAGUGAACGGAUCCAGCAAGAACAAACCCCACGUGAAGCGUCCCAUGAACGCAUUCAUGGUAUGGGCCCAGGCGGCUCGAAGGAAGCUGGCUGACCAGUACCCUCAUCUGCACAACGCCGAGCUCAGCAAGACGCUGGGCAAACUGUGGAGGCUGCUGAACGAGAGCGAGAAGCGUCCCUUUGUGGAAGAGGCCGAGCGGCUGCGGGUACAGCACAAGAAGGACCACCCUGACUACAAGUACCAACCACGCAGGAGGAAGUCAGUGAAGAACGGGCAGUCGGAGCAGGAGGAGGGCUCCGAGCAGACCCACAUCUCCCCCAACGCCAUCUUCAAGGCGCUGCAGGCGGACUCCCCGCAGUCAUCCUCCAGCAUCAGCGAGGUGCACUCCCCCGGGGAGCAUUCGGGGCAGUCACAGGGCCCCCCCACACCUCCCACCACCCCCAAGACGGACGCUCAGCAGCCGGGCAAGCAGGACCUGAAACGCGAGGGCCGCCCUUUGGCGGAAGGCGGCCGCCAACCACCCCACAUCGAUUUUCGAGACGUGGACAUCGGCGAGCUCAGCAGCGACGUCAUCUCUAACAUCGAAACCUUCGACGUCAAUGAGUUCGACCAAUACCUACCCCCCAACGGCCACCCGGGGGUCCCGGCCACCCACGGCCAAGUCACCACCUACAGCGGUACCUACGGCAUCAGCAGCUCGGCCAGCUCUCCGGCGGGCGCGGGGCACCAGAAGCAGAAAAGGCGGCGGCGCUUCCAGCAGACGGACUUUCGGAACGAGAAACGCUCUCAUUCUUACGCUUUUCACUCCAUCAAAGCUGCUCUGGUGACAAAGGCUGCCAAUAGCAGCAGCGUUAACGAAGCCCCCAGCCCUAAGACUCGGCCUGAUACCAACAACUGCGCGGGGUGCGCCGAGAGCCACAGCUGCCCCGAGCGGGUCGGACGGGAGGAGGGCAGCUCCUACGGCUCCCAGCGCCCAUCUGCGCUGCAGCGCAUCGCCACCCCCUCCCUGACACCCAGCGAGGCGAGUCCUGCACUGAGCUCCAUCCAGGAUGGGAAAAGGAUAAAAACAAUGUAG